AGGAGAUCUACAGGUACCCUUCAGAAAGAGAUAGCCGAGGGAAUAACAAAAAACGUUGUGGGAAUAAGAAAGUUGCAGACAAAUUAGAGGGUUAGAUAAGGAAGCAAUCCAGGACACAAGUAAAAAACGUUUAAAUCCUUACAAUGGCAGAGCAGUGGGGAGAAGCUAUGUUUGCAGCCAGGCGACGAGGUGAUGAAACUACACGGGAAGCAGCCUUCACAUUCACAAACAGCAAUAAUACCAAAGAUCCAUUUGAAGGACCCAACUACCACAUUGCCCCACGAUGGGUGUACAAUGUUUCCACAAUGUGGAUGCUUUUUGUGGUUGUUGCCUCAACCUUCACUAAUGGCCUGGUACUGGUAGCCACAGUCAAAUUCAAGAAGCUUCGUCACCCUCUGAACUGGAUUUUGGUCAAUCUUGCAGUAGCUGAUCUUUUAGAGACACUGCUUGCCAGCACAGUUAGUGUCUGUAAUCAAAUGUUUGGCUACUUUAUCCUUGGACAUCCACUUUGCGUAUUUGAGGGUUUCACUGUUGCUUGCUGUGGUAUUGCUGGUUUGUGGUCUUUGACUGUCAUAUCAUUUGAGAGAUGGGUGGUGGUGUGCAAACCUUUCGGAAAUGUAAAAUUUGAUGCUAAAUGGGCCGCUGGUGGCAUUAUCUUUACUUGGGUCUGGUCUGCAUUUUGGACUUCACUUCCUAUGUUUGGAUGGAGCAGAUAUUGGCCUCAUGGCCUAAAGACCUCUUGUGGACCAGAUGUAUUCAGUGGAAGUGAAGAUCCUGGAGUCCAGUCUUACAUGAUUGCACUUAUGAUCACCUGCUGCAUUAUACCUUUAGGCAUUAUCAUUCUCUGCUACUUUGCUGUGUUGAUGGCCAUUCGUGCGGUUGCCGCACAACAGAAGGAAUCUGAAUCAACACAAAAGGCUGAAAAAGAAGUCAGCAGAAUGAUUGUUGUCAUGAUUGCUGCUUAUUGUUUUUGCUGGGGGCCAUACACUUUCUUUGCCUGCUUCGCCGCUGCUAACCCAGGUUAUGCCUUUCACCCACUUGCAGCAGCCAUGCCUGCUUACUUUGCAAAAAGCGCCACCAUCUACAACCCCAUUAUCUAUGUUUUUAUGAACCGACAGUUCCGUUCAUGCAUCCUGCAACUCUUUGGGAAAAAGGUUGAUGAUGGCUCUGAAGUGUCGUCUACCUCGAAAACAGAAGUCUCCUCUGUGGCACCUGCAUAAAAACUAUAAAAAUCUACUUUGUGAAAAUGAAAUGAAAAAGAUUUUAGCACACUGAACAUUUCGAUUUCUUCACUUUUUGUUACCCUUAAGUCUGAAAUAUCCAAGAUUACAGAAUCAAACUGCAAACUGUGUCAGAUUUAUGUAUUUUGUAAUUUGUAUUUUUGCAACCAGAUUUUUGGGUAGUUCAGUGGAAAAACUGAACUUCACCGAAUUUUUACACGAUAAUAUUGUGGAUGAACUGUUCCCCAUAAUUAUUUGUUUAUACAAACAUACUUUUAAAACAAUGAUACUCAGUAUAAAUAUGUAUUGUUAAUGGAUUUCUGUGAUUGCUGUCAAGUUUUAUAAUUUAUGUAGGAUUGCAAAUUAUCGAAAACAAAACAAAAAAAUAGAGAAUAUACAAUUUUUAUGUAAACAUGUUUUAUGUCUCAAGUAAAUAUGCAGCAGAUGACUAUA
Silurus meridionalis is the source of this 1673-nucleotide messenger RNA. RefSeq names its product red-sensitive opsin. NCBI's taxonomy places the organism in Eukaryota, Metazoa, Chordata, Actinopteri, Siluriformes, Siluridae. Gene Ontology annotation, biological process: phototransduction; visual perception; G protein-coupled receptor signaling pathway. Gene Ontology annotation, molecular function: G protein-coupled receptor activity. The transcript is spliced from 6 exons. Gene Ontology annotation, cellular component: membrane; photoreceptor outer segment. Bases 144 to 1220 code for a protein of 358 amino acids. The record is from RefSeq and is a predicted model, not a curated record.